AUGGAGCCGCUACCUUCGACCCAAGACACCCACCAAGGUGCUGGUGCCACAGAUCCAAACCGCCCCGGCCACAGACGCAUGUCCUCUGGCGGCGGCCUCCUCUCCAAACUCUCCUUCAUGCGCGCCCACUCCUCCGAACACAACGAGCUCGACGACCCAACCCACCAGCGCGAGAAGGAGAACCGAUCCCCGGCCUCCACCAUCUACAUGCCCACACCGCGGGCCCCCUCCUCCAUCGCGACCGCACUGCAGCAGCAGAAGACGAGGCGCCGCCGCGGGUCCCUCCGAAAAGUCGCCCUCCUCGGGCGCGGCGCCCAGCGCGAGCGGCGCGAGGCCCACCGCGCCAGCCUAAGCAUCGACGUCAAGCAGGCAGAGACAUACAGCAUGAGCACACCCACAGAGGAAGGCGGCGCCUUCGGCCUCGGCAUCUCGGACAUCACGCCCCGGCCCUCGAUGGACGGGUACGCGAGCCGCAACGCGCCGGCCGUGGCUGCCGCGACAAACAUGCUGCGCGACAGCACUGCGUCCGGGGCUGCCGCGGCCCUGCCCAAGCCUAAGGUCGAGGUCGACGAGCCCACGCCCACGAGCCCCACGAUGAGCUACACGACGACGGAUGACGAGGACGUGCUGCAUAUGGGGAGGAACGCGGGCAGCAGGAAAGGCCCCGAGCUGGCGAGCCUGAGCUCCGGGUCCGAUGGCUACUUUGGCUCGCUGCCGCGCCGGCGGACGAUCAGCCGGGCCAGGUCGCCUCUGAGUCUGUCCGGGCUGGCAUCUACGCCUCUGCUGCCCACUGAUGACGACUGGGACUACUCGGAGACGGAAUGGUGGGGAUGGGUGAUCCUAGUCGUCACCUGGGUGGUGUUUGUAAUAGGCAUGGGCUCUUGCUUCAGCAUCUGGAGCUGGGCGUGGGACGUCGGCACGACGCCGUAUGCGCCCCCCGAGCUGGAGGACGACCCGACGCUGCCCAUCACAGGCUACUAUCCGGCCUUGAUCAUCCUGACGUGUGUGAUGGCAUGGGUCUGGGUGGUUAUCGCGUGGGUGGGCAUGAAAUACUUCAGGCACGCAAAGAUAAGUGGCGACUGA
Diaporthe amygdali is the source of this 1083-nucleotide messenger RNA. RefSeq lists its product as uncharacterized. NCBI's taxonomy places the organism in Eukaryota, Fungi, Ascomycota, Sordariomycetes, Diaporthales, Diaporthaceae. The coding region runs from base 1 to 1083 and encodes 360 amino acids. The record is from RefSeq and is a predicted model, not a curated record. The transcript has a single exon.